AAAAAAAUGUCCGCCUGAGGAGACCCACAAGUUCUAUUCGGGGGGACCGCCAGCCCGCCCCGGGAGGAAGGGGCGGCCAGGCCCGAAAGCCGCCUCCCCGGCCCGGAUCCGAGAGCUCGCGCGGGGCAAAGUGAGCCGAACCGCCGGGCGGUGCAAGGGGAAGCCCGAGCCCGCUCUCCCGGCCAAAGUGAACUUUAAUCGAGGUGGUUGGAUGCGGAGACGGGGCGGCAGGACCUGUUAAAAGUGGCCGAAGAUGAAUCCCCAGCAGCAGCGCAUGGCCGCUAUAGGGACCGACAAGGAGCUGAGCGACCUGCUGGACUUCAGUGCGAUGUUUUCCCCACCUGUUAAUAGUGGGAAAACCAGACCAACGACACUGGGAAGCAGUCAGUUCAGCGGAUCAGGUAUGGAUGAACGAGGAGGUACAACAUCUUGGGGAACAAGUGGUCAACCAAGUCCUUCUUACGACUCAUCUAGAGGUUUUACAGACAGCCCUCAUUACAGUGAUCACUUGAAUGACAGUCGUUUAGGGGCCCACGAAGGCUUGUCCCCAACACCUUUCAUGAACUCAAAUCUAAUGGGAAAAACAUCAGAGAGAGGCUCAUUUUCCCUGUACAGCAGAGAUACUGGAUUACCAGGCUGUCAAUCUAGUCUCCUGAGACAAGAUCUAGGGCUUGGAAGCCCAGCACAACUCUCUUCUUCAGGAAAACCUGGGACACCCUACUACUCAUUUUCUGCCACAAGUUCCAGGAGAAGACCACUUCAUGACUCUGCAGCACUUGAUCCUUUGCAAGCAAAGAAAGUCAGAAAGGUGCCUCCUGGUUUGCCUUCUUCUGUAUAUGCACCAUCCCCAAAUUCAGAUGACUUCAACCGUGAAUCUCCUAGUUAUCCAUCUCCCAAGCCACCGACCAGUAUGUUUGCUAGCACUUUCUUUAUGCAAGAUGGGACCCACAAUUCUUCUGACCUUUGGAGUUCAUCAAAUGGGAUGAGCCAGCCUGGUUUUGGUGGAAUUCUGGGGACCUCCACUUCCCACAUGUCUCAAUCCAGUAGUUAUGGCAGCCUUCAUUCACAUGACCGCUUGAGUUAUCCUCCACACUCAGUUUCACCAACAGACAUAAACACAAGUCUUCCACCAAUGUCCAGCUUCCACCGUGCCAGUACCAGCAGUUCACCUUACGUUGCUGCCUCACACACUCCUCCCAUCAAUGGAUCAGAUAGCAUUCUAGGAACCAGAGGAAAUGCUGCUGGAAGCUCACAGACAGGUGAUGCACUUGGAAAAGCUUUGGCAUCUAUUUAUUCUCCUGACCACACCAGCAGUAGUUUUCCAUCAAAUCCAUCAACACCAGUUGGAUCACCCUCACCUCUCACAGGUACCAGUCAGUGGCCCAGACCUGGAGGUCAAGCUCCUUCAUCCCCAAGCUAUGAAAACUCACUCCACUCCCUGAAAAAUCGAGUUGAGCAGCAACUUCACGAGCAUUUGCAAGAUGCAAUGUCCUUCUUAAAGGAUGUCUGUGAGCAGUCUCGGAUGGAGGACCGUCUGGACAGACUGGAUGAUGCUAUCCAUGUGCUGAGGAACCAUGCCGUGGGACCUUCUACCAGUUUGCCUGCUGGUCACAGUGAUAUACACAGUUUAUUGGGACCAUCACAUAAUGCACCAAUUGGAAGCCUCAAUUCAAACUACGGUGGAUCAAGCCUUGUUACAAGCAGUCGAUCUGCUUCAAUGGUUGGAACUCAUCGAGAAGACUCUGUCAGUCUCAAUGGCAAUCAUUCAGUCCUGUCUAGUACGGUCACUGCUUCAAGCACAGACUUGAACCAUAAAACACAGGAAAAUUAUAGAGGUGGCUUGCAAAGUCAAUCUGGAACUGUUGUUCCAACAGAAAUCAAGACUGAAAAUAAAGAGAAAGAUGAAAACCUUCAUGAACCUCCUUCAUCAGAUGACAUGAAAUCAGAUGAUGAAUCCUCCCAAAAAGAUAUCAAAGUUUCAUCUAGAGGCAGAACAAGCAGUACUAAUGAAGAUGAGGAUUUGAACCCAGAACAGAAGAUAGAAAGGGAGAAAGAAAGGCGGAUGGCUAACAAUGCCAGAGAACGCUUGCGUGUACGAGAUAUUAAUGAGGCAUUCAAGGAGCUUGGUCGAAUGUGUCAGCUUCAUUUAAAGAGUGAAAAACCCCAAACAAAACUCCUUAUUCUUCAUCAGGCCGUGGCAGUCAUCCUUAGUCUAGAACAGCAAGUCAGAGAGAGGAACCUUAACCCCAAAGCAGCCUGCCUUAAGCGAAGGGAAGAAGAAAAAGUUUCUGCCGUAUCGGCAGAGCCACCAGCUACACUGCCAGGAACCCAUCCUGGGCUCAGUGAAACUACCAACCCUAUGGGUCAUAUGUAAACAGCAGCCAGUUCCAGAGUUAUCAAUAGGCUAGAUAGAAGGUGACCUCUCCUCAUAAGGACUUGGACAACUCAGAUUAUCUGAAGACACAAACCUGAUAGGAGGGAGAAGAAAAAAAACACUUGAAGCAAGAAAUGCAAAUGUAAUCCUACGAUCAAAGCAACUGGUCAACACUUCCAUCAGAAGUGAAGAUAGGAAGCUCAUCAGAUAGAACGUCACCCCAUGAGAUGUUUGCAACAGAUCAUUUUGUUGCAAGCAGUGUGUCGCUUCUGCACAAUCAGAGACUGUCUCGAUCUCUCCACUCACCGUGGAAGUUGCCUUGUGCCUAAACUGAAUUGACAAAUGCAUUGUAACUACAAAUUUUAUUUAUUGUUAUGGAACUGUAAGGUCUACAUAUAAAGGGAAAAAGUUAAUGUGGAAAGCUGAUCUCCACUCAGCUGAUGCCAGCAUUAGUUAAAGCUGUUCACGUGCAGAGAACAAAGCAGUGACAACCAUUGGCCCUUAGCAUUCCCGGCAUACCUAUUAGUGUCUUAAAAAGGAAGGGAAAAGUCUUUUGUUGCCCUCUCCUGUCCUUUUGCCAUAUGAAUAGUGUUUUCCAUGAAAUAGGAAAAUAUUACUUGGUAUAGCAUUUCUCUCGUGUUCAUUUUUUCAUUCGUUUUUAUUUUUUUGUUGUGGCUGUUGUAUUUGGUCUCUGAAUCUGAAUAGAUUAUGGUCACAGUCCAGAGUCCUCCACGUAGCUCUAUGUGCUUUGCAUAUUUACCUUACAAAGAUAAGCAGAGACCAUCUGUGACCAUAGCCUAGCUAAGAUUUUAAAAGGGGUAAUUUUGUCCCCUAGAUUUUCCCCAAAAUAAAUAUUUGCUUUAUUUCUAAUAAUAACCAAGACUUUUCAAGCUUCUAGGUUUUCAUAGUAAAGCUUGUAAUAGCAAGAAGUGUAAAUUACAAGGGAAGAAUUUACUUUUUAGAAAUUGCUUUGUUUUCCAAGCAGUAAGUACUACAUAUAGUACUUGUAAAGUGUUAGCUGUAAGAAAGCACAAAAUGGAUUUAAAAUACAAAGAAGAUUUUUCAGGCUGUGAUUAUGUUGAACAUAACAACCCAGUAGUCAAUAAGGCAGGUAGUGUGAUAAAUGAACACACCACUCUGAGGCUAAUUACCUAAUGGAAUAUAAGAGCGAUGGUCACGCGUGUGUCCUCCUUCUCACCCUUACUUCUCUGUCAUUUGGAUGGCUGGUCAGUGGGGAGGAAUUGGAUGGGUGAUGUAAUCAACUGCAAACCGUCUGCCCCGUCCCAAGAAGAUGAGCCAGAUUAGCAUCAAACCAGUCCUAGUCAGUCCAUCUUAUACUGUGCAUUAAGGCACCCCUCUGUCUCUAAUCCUUAAGAGUUGUUUUUUAAGACAUAAUAAUCACUAUGAACUUCCAUGAAACCUGUCUUCCACCACAACAACCCUGGGAGAGAAAAACAUGCUGAACAAGGUUGUCUUGGCUUAAUAAUUCCUCAUAGCCAAUAUCGACAGUGGCAAUCAGCACACGGAAGAAAGGACCCAAAUCACUAUGUAACGUAAAGAUUUCUGUUAAUUUGAAAGAACAAAAACAAUUAAGACAGAACUUCAGAUCCUCCGAUCAGGAUGGUUCCUAACAAAUCACUCUUUUGUAAACGUAGUGGACAUUUUGGUUACUUUAAUUUGCCUGUAUUCUCCGAUUACAUCAGACUCUAUCUGUGGCCUUGUUCUUCAUUUCAGUGUUAAUCAGCUAAACAGAAGUUGUUGCUUAUGAUGUGUGAGUGAACAUAUGCCACUGCCUGGCCUUUUUCUUCAGAGCUUGUUGUCUUUUUCGCUAUAUUAGACUCUGCAGUAUGCCCAGAAGCUUUCCUUCAUAAAAUAGAAAGAAAAAAACAUUUGGCUUAUUUUUCACUGUAGCUAGUCUUUUAUACAAUAAUCUUGUAAGAAAAUUUCUUGAAUUCUAAAUAUUACUCUUUCUAGAUUUUUGAAAUCGAAAAGUUUUCAGUAAAAAGUUUCUUACUUUAUUUUAUUAUAUUAGGUAGUAAAAAUGUAGGGUUAUUUACCAUAACCUGUUCAUUAAUAUCAGAAAUUUACAAUAGCAUUUUAAGACCAUAGUAGGAUUCUAGCAUACCGUGUAGUACCUAUGGAGUAUUGUAAGAGCUAAUUGUUCGAGAUGAAUUGCUUCUCAUCUUGUUCUCCAGUUUCCAUUGUUGGUUUAUUGCAGAUUUGUAUCCUGUGUCAAAUUCAAGGUAUUAUUGAUAAAACUUUUCAACCAGCAGCAAGAAGUUCAAAAUUUUUUCUGUCACUGUAACAGAAAACACAAUAUGUAUAUAACAUUUAUGUAGCAAUAAAUGUGCCAUCUUUUUUUUAACAUA
Molecule: messenger RNA, 4743 nt
Organism: Cervus elaphus (red deer)
Lineage: Eukaryota; Metazoa; Chordata; Mammalia; Artiodactyla; Cervidae
Gene: TCF12
Product: transcription factor 12
Exons: 21
Coding region: 254-2374 (706 amino acids)
Biological process (GO): regulation of transcription by RNA polymerase II
Cellular component (GO): transcription regulator complex
Molecular function (GO): RNA polymerase II cis-regulatory region sequence-specific DNA binding; DNA-binding transcription factor activity, RNA polymerase II-specific; protein dimerization activity
Source: RefSeq, a predicted model, not a curated record